AUGUCUACUCCUACACCUACAAAGUUGCGGUCACUCUAUCGAUCGUUCCUCCGCGAACUUCCAUCUCGCCCCUUCACGCAAAACUCCCGCUCACCACUACAAUCCCGCAUUCGCAAAACCAUAGCCUCGGAAACAAACACACCAAUCGAGCAAGCCGAGCAAUUCCUUCAAUAUGUCAAGGCACAAAGGGUGUAUGCUACAUUACUUGAGAGAUACAACCCAGGGAUGAAUAUGGAUGAAGAAGAAAGAGUCCGUUUGACUGCCAGGAGGGUAGGAAUGGAUUUGCCGGAAGAAUUUUCGUAUGGGGAGAAGGGCACUGGAGGCAAAGUGCAAUGAGAUUUUUAGCGAUUAUAACGGCAGCAUUGCAUAUACAACUUGCUCGGAGGUCAUACGAAUUUUAUCUACGACUAUUGGUAGUAGGCUAUCAUUGGACUCCUCUAUCGGGAGGUCUGGGAUCUGGCACCUUUUUGAGGAUAUCUUUGUUUUGCUUCGACGCAUAUACAUGGACGAGGGGUCACCAGUUUCGAUAAUGCUGGAAUUCAUUCACGCAAUAUUACGAGGCUGUUCUGUGCCGAAAAAUGAGGUUCACCACACGACUUGAAUCAGUGAUGGAAGUAAAGAAAAUUCAGGCUCCAUUCAGUAGUCUAGCUUACAGAUAUGAAUGACAUUUACAACAUUAACUUACGCCAAGAAGCAGACCCAAGAGGUGACGAGUUGUCGGUA
This is a messenger RNA of Sclerotinia trifoliorum, 723 nucleotides long. The record is from the annotation of a GenBank genome assembly. NCBI's taxonomy places the organism in Eukaryota, Fungi, Ascomycota, Leotiomycetes, Helotiales, Sclerotiniaceae.